Onthophagus taurus is the source of this 1008-nucleotide messenger RNA. Lineage: Eukaryota; Metazoa; Arthropoda; Insecta; Coleoptera; Scarabaeidae. The record is from RefSeq and is a predicted model, not a curated record.
AUGAGCGAUUCUGAGCAUUUUGAUUAUGAGUACGCUGACUUAUCGGAAAGCGUAAGUGAUCAAAGUGAUACAGACUCUGAAGAAAGUGAAGUUAGUGAUGAUUAUAGUGACGACGAUAGUGAUCACAUGAAUACCUGGGAAGUGAUAACUACAGAAGAUCCUGCACCAUCACGUUUCCAAUUUCUGGGUGUGCCAGGUUUAAGCGAAUCUAAUUGUUACGCGGAACAGCAUCCAGGAAAAUCAUCUGAUGUUUUAUCACCGAUUACACUAGCAGAUUUUCUCGUUACUAAACAAACUGAUUUGUAUGGUACUUUACGUUCAAAUAGGAAGGAUAUGCCGCCUGAAAUUACAAAGAAAAAAAUUAAAAAAGGAGAAACUAUAGCUUACAGACGACUUAAAGAAAUGGUCAUGAAAUGGCAUGAUAAAAAAAUUAUUCAUUUACUGUCAACAGUGCAUAACCCAGAAAUGGCAGAGACUAAUAAAAAAGACAAAGAGGGUAAGUUUAUAAAAAAACCGAAAUUGGUAGUUGAUUAUAAUAAUACCAUGGGUGGUAUCGAUCGUUUGGAUCAACACUUGCACGAUUACGCGAUUACUAGAAAAAGAGGGAAAAAAUUUUAUAAAAAAAUUUUUAUGCAUUUACUAGAUUUAACAGUAUUCAACUCAUUUAUUUUAUAUAAAAAAAAUGGUGGGGCAAUUGAUAAUUUACAAUUUAGAUUACAAUUAGUGGAACAAAUUAUUCAAAAAUAUCAUUCAAGUGAAUGUACUAAAAAGGCAGGACGUCCAAAGAAACCUGGGCCACUAAGAUUGAAGGAAAGACAUUUUCCUGACUUCAGCCCCCCUACAAAAAGUUAUAAUAUUCCAUAUAAACGAUGUGUGUUAUGUUCCACAAAAAAAGAUAAGAUGGGAAAAAAAUUAAGAAAGGAAACAAAAUAUUGUUGUAACGAGUGCGACGUUGCUCUUUGUCCUGCUCCUUGUUUCAAAGUAUAUCACACGGAAAAAAAUUAUUAG